This is a messenger RNA of Cuscuta epithymum, 4696 nucleotides long. The record is from the annotation of a GenBank genome assembly. Lineage: Eukaryota; Viridiplantae; Streptophyta; Magnoliopsida; Solanales; Convolvulaceae.
UUUUUGCACAAUGGUUCAAAGCAUGGACACCCGGCCCACUCACACAGGCCCAUUAUGUUUUAAGGCCAGGUCCAAGGAAGAGAAAUCAAGCUGGAACGGAAGACGGGAAGAGAAGCGAGAAGCGACAAAGGCCGACCCAGUGAGCGACGGACUCACGCCUCACGGACCUCAGCGGCGGCUCACGGCGCCACUGUCGCCUGCGCCUCGGGUUCAAACCCCAAUUCAGUCAGUUUCGCUUCGUCAGUUUCAUCAAUGAACAGAUGGAAUGUGAUUUUUUUUCAGUACAGAUGUUUAAAUCUUGCUGGAUUUCAAGACGGUCCAUCAAGGCCUUUUCACCCACACCCCAAAUGCGUUUGAUAAGAUGCCUCUAUGAGCCUAAGCAUUAUUUCUCAUCCAUUGAAUGUUCUGCUUGUUCGUACACUACUCUUCACGCUUCAGAAACAGAAACCACCCGAAAGAGUUUGCUAUAUAAAGAUUUGAAAGUUCUGAAAUUGCAAGCCCCCAGCAGGUUUAGGAGUUCUCCCCGAAAAAUGUGUUUGGGAAAUAGUGUGCUUGUGCCAUUGGGGGUUCAUGUGGACCAAGGAACUCAAGGUAUUAAAAAGGUUAGUGAAAGUAGAAUGAGAGUGCUACACUGGUAUUCAGAAGUGUUCCGAGAUUAUGCGGAAAAGAUGUUCUUAAAAGAAGGAAAAGUGCUUCAUGGGGAGCUGGUUAGAAAUUUAAUUGACCUAGAUGCACAUGUGCUUGUUUCCUUGAUCAAUUUUUAUGCUAAAUGUGGAGAUCUGAAUUCUGCACGCAAAGUGUUCGAUCAGAUGCCUGAGAAGGAUGUUGUAUCAUGGACAACACUAAUCUCAGGAUAUCUACCUGAACGUAAUCAUAUUCAAAUUGUUAGAUUAUUUUGUGAGAUGCGGAGGGAAGGUGUAAUCCCUAAUGGGUUUACAUUGUCCACAGUUCUGAAGGGUUGUUCUAUGUGCUUGAAUUUAGAGUUUGGGAAACAGUUGCAUGCUAAUGUAGUAAAACUUGUCACCUCAGAUGUUUAUUGUAGUUCUGCGCUUAUUGAUUUCUAUGCUAAAUGUCAUGAGAUAGAAGAUGCGAAAAAAGUAUUCCUUCAUUUGCCAGAACCAAAUUUAGUAUCUUGGAAUGCUUUGCUUAAUGGGUAUGCACAAGAAGGCGAUGGGCAAGAGGUCUUAAGAUUGUUUUGUUGUUUGUCUGAGUCAGAAUUCAGGUUAAGCAAUUACACAUUAAGCACUGUUCUAAAGAGUUGUGCUAACGAGGGCAACUUGGGAGCUGGCCAAGUAGUUCAUUCAUUGGCAAUAAAGAUUGGAAGUGAACUUGAUGACUUUAUAAGCACUAGUCUAGUAGAUAUGUAUUCCAAGUGCCGACUGCCUGAGGAUUCUCUUAAAGUUUUUAAGAGAAUAAGAAGUCCUGAUGUUGUCUCGUGGAGUACAAUGAUAUGUAGCCUUGAUCAACAUGGAUAUAAAAAAGAAGCAGCCUCUGUUUUUCAAAUGAUGAUGCAUUCUGGCGUGAGACCUAAUCAGUUUACUCUUGCAAGUGUCAUUAGUGCAUCUGCUGAUUUAGGUGAUCUGUUUUUUUGCAAAAGCAUCCAUGCUUGUGUUUUGAAAUUUCGACUUGACUCUGAGAAUUUGGUGAGCAACACUCUUAUCUCAAUGUACAUGAAUUUUGGAUUAAAUAAUGAUGGCUACAAAGUUUUUUGCUCUAUGAAUUCAAGGGAUGUUAUUACUUGGAAUGGGCUUUUAUCGGGAUUUCAUGCUGAUGAAACAUCACACGAGGGGCCGAAGAUUUUCAGUCAGAUGCUUAUUGAGGGAUUCAAGCCAAAUCUGUACACAUUUAUAAGCAUUCUGAGGUCUUGUUCCAGCCUGUCAGACAUUGGUUUUGGGAAACAAGUACAUGCUCAUGUAAUUAAGGAGAACUUGAGCGGAGAUUGCUAUGUAGGAACUGCUCUGAUUGACAUGUAUUCUAAAUGUGGGUACCUGAAUGAUGUUGAAGUUAUUUUCACUAGGUUGGCUCAGAAAGAUGUAUUCACAUGGACGGUGAUGACUUCAGGCUAUGCACAAAGUGAUCAAGGGGAAAAGGCCUUUGAAUGCAUAAGUCAGAUGUUGAAGGAAGAUGUCAAGCCAAAUGAAUUUACUCUUGCAAGCUGUGUGAGUGGCUGUUCACGUAUAGCAAGCCUUAGUAAUGGAAGGCAGCUGCAUUGCUUAGCAGUUAAGUCUGGGCAUUUCAGUGAUUUGUUUGUGGCCAGUGCAUUAGCUGAUAUGUAUGGUAAAUGUGGGGCCAUUGCUGAUGCCGAGACUCUGUUUGAGGGCAUUGAGUCAUAUGAUACUGUGUUGUGGAACACAAUUAUAUGCACAUACUCUCAGCAUGGGAUGGGCAAAAAAGCUCUACAAGCUUUCAGGAGGAUGUUGAAUGAAGGUAUUUUGCCUGAUGCAACUACUUUCAUUGGCGUUCUUUCUGCAUGUAGCCACUUGGGCUUGGUUGCUGAUGGGAGAAAACACUUUGAGUCGAUAACCAACACUUACGGAAUCAUUCGUUCUCCCGAGCAUUAUGCUUGUAUGGUUGAUAUCCUUGGUCGAGCCGGAAGAUUUGAUGAGGUGGAAAAGUUCAUUCAGCACAUGGAGCUUACUCCAGAUGCAUUAAUCUGGGAGACUGUUCUUGGUGCUUGUACGAUUCAUGGAAAUGUUGAAUUGGGAGAAAUGGCAGCGAAUUUCUUAUUUGAACAUGAACCUAAAGUGGAUUCGAGUUACAUAUUGCUGUCCAAUAUAUAUGCCGCAAAGGGGAGGUGGAAGGAUGUGGCAAAGAUGAGAGCAUUUAUGUCUGAUCAGGGGGUUAAAAAGGAACCUGGUUGUAGCUGGGUUGAAGUUGACACUCAAAUCCAUGUCUUUCUAUCUCAGGAUGCCUCACAUCCAAGAAUAAGCGAUAUACAUGCAAAACUGGAUGAGCUCUGUUUACAACUUAAUUCAGCAGGCUAUAUUCCAAACAAGGAUUAUUCACUUCAUAAUGUACAAGAUCAGGAAAAAAGAGUAAACCUCCUACAUCAUAGUGAAAGGCUGGCUCUAGCUUUUGCACUCAUAAGUCACGCUACAAACCAUACCAUAAUAAUCUUCAAAAAUCUUCGGAUAUGUGGAGAUUGCCAUCAAUUCAUGAAGUUGUCGUCAUUAAUAACACAUCGAAAAAUAGUUAUUCGCGAUGUUAAUCAUUUUCACCACUUCUGUGAUGGCACGUGUUCCUGUAAUGAUUAUUGGUGACAUGAUCUUGACCAGCUAGCCUAUUGUUCUCAUCUCUACCAGGCUUCAUUGAUAUUAUUAUUCCUAGAUCAUGAACUAAACAGCCCGAGACUACUAUUUACUUUCAACUCACUAUUGGGUCUAGCGCUUCUUAACUUUUGAAGUGCAAUAUUUAGUUCAGAUGAUUUUCUUCGCCAGUGGAGAUCUAAUGAUCCUGAUCCAGUUAGAAUAGCUGAUUGAUGAGAUAACUUCAUGGCAACAUGCUACAGAGACCUUCCUGGGUUGUACUUAUCAGUGCCAUUGCAAGAAGCAACUAGACGAUCAGAUGGGCCAGAUUUGGCCAACCCAACUGUGGCCCAAUUAGACCACCCGGCCCAGCAAAGUCGCUGAUUGAGUUGACAUUUCUAUCAUCCCCUGAAGUGUUCAGUCCCUGGACGAGGUCGCAGAUAUGCAUUCGUAACACAACUUUAUUGGGAUUACCUUCUCAGUUGGGAAACUCUACAAUGCUGAAGUCCUUGGUAAUUGUUUGAGUGGACACAACACAUUCCUGAUGAAGUAGGAAACCUUCUUGAUCUUGGAGACGUGUAAGAUUCUUUUUCCCAUGUCAGUUUCUUGGUACUUUCAUCAGUUUAUGGUCACCUAUGCUGGAUUUAACAAUUAGCAUCCACGUUUGGGAGACUUUAACAAACUGUGUCCUUCUUGGGACAAGGAUACCUAGUGUCAACUAUCAAGUGCUCCACUGCUCCAAACUAGAUAUUCUUAGGGUCUCCACUGGAGAAGAACAUCAUCUAAGCUAAUUAUGGCAGUACUAAAGUUAACAAAUGCUUGACUUGCAAGGCUUCAACACAUCUGGUUUCUACAUUAAGUUUCCAUGAAGUAAUGGUAUAGUGUUGAUACGAAGCAGUGUCUUAAUCCAAAGAAGCUGAGAAGAGACGGCCGAGAGUUUUCCUUACAGAACCAGAUGGAGUUGGAUUGUGAGACAGAAGAUGGAAGAAUGUUUUUAUGGCAUUAAAAGAAGAAGUGUAUAACUGGAAAAACUAUGCUUUUCAGGUGCUUUACUUUUGCCUGCGGGCUACUGUCGUCCUUUCUCUGCUCUGUUAGUUUUGGUAUAUAUUAUUGGACAACCCAAUCGGGUUUGUUCAUUUCUCUGCACUUUUUUGAGUCCACACGCUUCUCUACUGAGAUUCUUGAUUUUAUUCAACUUUUUACCCAAGCUGUAAAUAGGACUUGGGUGUUUUUACUUGGACUGUAAUUUGUCCUACACCAGACCAGAUCAGACCAGACCAGAACAGACCAGACUUGGAUAGUUAUAAAAAUACAAAGAAACCAGACCAGUUCAGACCAGAUCAGACCAGACCUGACUAGCAAAUUACAGUCCAAGUAAAAACAUCCUUACGGUGGGUUUAGGUGAUGAUUUUUAGAGCAUGUUAUUUUUGUCUUAUUAAAUACCACAAGGC